Messenger RNA from Talpa occidentalis (Iberian mole), 3403 nucleotides. RefSeq names its product regulator of calcineurin 2 (gene RCAN2). Gene Ontology annotation, cellular component: cytoplasm; nucleus. Lineage: Eukaryota; Metazoa; Chordata; Mammalia; Eulipotyphla; Talpidae. Gene Ontology annotation, molecular function: nucleic acid binding; calcium-dependent protein serine/threonine phosphatase regulator activity. The transcript has 5 exons. Bases 281 to 1012 code for a protein of 243 amino acids. Gene Ontology annotation, biological process: calcium-mediated signaling. The record is from RefSeq and is a predicted model, not a curated record.
GGAGCGGCUUUGUCCCGGGUGACGGCGGCGGAGGUUGCGGGGAGGAGCGGGCAGCAGGCAGAGACCCACAGACCCACAGACCGGCCACCCCGAGACCGAGAGGCUGGGCGCGCGGCGCACAGCCCCACGCCCAGGCCCGCGGGCAUCGCGCCCGCCCCAGAGCGCGCUCGCACCGGCGGGCAGGUGAGCAGGCAGCGCCGCGCCCGCAGCCACCGGCCCCAGCGGACCGCCUGAGCAGCCGCCUCGGCUUCUGCCCGCGCAUCGCGGACGCCCAGCAGGAAUGAGAGGAGAAUCUUAUUUCAUUGGAAUGAGGAACCCAGGGCAGCAGGGGCACAUCCCAGAAGAUGGAGGACUUUUCUUGCUCUGCUGCAUAGACAGAGACUGGGCUGUCACUCGGUGUUUUGCAGAGGAAGCCUUUCAAGCCAUCACUGACUUCAAUGACCUGCCUAACUCCCUGUUUGCAUGCAACGUUCACCAGUCAGUGUUUGAAGGAGAAGAGAGCAAGGAAAAGUUUGAGGGGCUGUUCCGGACUUAUGAUGACUGUGUGACGUUCCAGCUAUUUAAGAGUUUCAGACGUGUGCGAAUAAACUUCAGCAAUCCCAAAUCUGCAGCUCGAGCCCGGAUAGAGCUUCAUGAAACCCAGUUCAGAGGGAAAAAAUUAAAGCUCUACUUCGCACAGGUUCAGACUCCAGAGACAGAUGGAGACAAACUGCAUUUGGCGCCACCGCAGCCGGCCAAACAGUUUCUCAUCUCACCUCCUGCAUCUCCUCCUGUCGGCUGGCAGCCCAUCAGUGAUGCAACACCUGUCCUCAACUAUGACCUCCUCUAUGCCGUGGCCAAACUAGGACCAGGAGAGAAGUAUGAGCUCCAUGCAGGGACUGAGUCCACCCCAAGUGUUGUGGUACACGUGUGUGACAGUGACAUAGAGGAAGAAGAGGAUCCAAAGACGUCCCCAAAGCCAAAAAUCAUCCAGACCCGACGUCCUGGCCUGCCACCCUCCGUGUCCAACUGAGCUCACCGCUCCACCUCAACGAUAAUAUCUGUCUCUUCUUUAUCAUGCUUCCCCCGCCCCGCCCUGUUGUUUGUCAGAAAAACAAAUAAUUGCCUUUAAAUCCCUGGGUGUUUGGUUGUUUGAGAUUCCUUCCUUGUAAUCAAGCCUCUUGGACAAAAGGGCUAGGAAAAAGUGGUAUGUUUCCUGAUCAUAUCAUACCCAUCAAAUAUAAUCCAUUAUUUAGAAGGUUCUAGGAAAAAAGUAGUAUUUUCUUAUUAAACAAUCAGCACAGCCUAUCUUCAUUCUCUCAUGUUGAUCCAAGCCAGAGACAUCAGUAACAAAUAGCACCUGUGUUGUUUGUGAGCUGUUUCAGUCCCAGUCCUGACGUGUGUGCUUUGUUUUUCCUGGCCACUUAAGUAGGACCAUAAGUAAACUUGACUUUGACUGCAUGAGAUACCCCUAUCUGGUCUCACUCAGUCCUCUGCAUCCCGACAUUCCCAGGACAUGCAUGAUCACCAGCAUUUAUUUUCAUGAUUUGAGGAUAUACUAUAACUCACCAAUUGUCAGCAUCCAGCCAUGUCCGGUCUAGAUUAGGAAAAUGAUCAGCAUCAUCCAGCUAAACUAGUCUGGGUAUAUUCACUAUUUUGAGUCAGUACUUCAUAGCUCUGUUGAAAUUCCUGGAGGCAAAACUGAGCUUCGCCCCAAAGAUAUUCCUCAGUAGAUUUUGACCACCUUCAUAUAGAAUUUUCCCAGCCUCGUUGGGGAGGCUUGUCCAGGGUGAUAGAGACCGAUUUCAGACAAACCUAUUUAUUACAAAAGUUUCAUGGUGUCUGAACGAUUGUUUUUUCUCUUUGUAUAUUUGUACAAACGUUUCAGCUGUGCUUUUAAAAUCUGGAUGUUUUUUAUUUAGUGAUUGUUCAGCCAUUAGCUGCUUAAAAACAUAAUAUGUGCAUUGCUUAUGAAUGCAUUCAUAUACUAAUACAGAUAAUCUGAUAAUACUACACUCUUAUGGAUAAUGCUGUAUUUUGAAAGGGCGCAGACUUCUCAUGCCAAUAGAUAAAUGAUUAGCCAACAUCUUUGCUAUCAAGACCACUUGUUUUUAAAUAAAGUGAAGAUACAAGUGUCAGUUGUAGACAAUUUGGUGACGUUAAAUCUCCAGAAUGUAGCAGUGCUGAACAUAUUAAAAUGAAAGGAUGAUAUAUAAAUAUAUGCCGAGCCUACUCAUGCAAUGCCUAUAUUGCUCAAAAAAUGAUUUGUUUUCAUUACAUGUGAUUUUUCUAUUUCUCUAGCCCAAAGUGCAUUACAAAAGAUACACUUAUAGAACCAUUACCUUCUGCUGUAUGUGCCAGGCCUCAUCUACUCCUGUACAUUAAUGAAUUAUUUUAGAUGCAAAUGCCAAUUAUGAUGGAGUGGGGAAAUACCUUUGUUACCCAAGCCUCAGAAAACACACAAGAAUAGUAAUACAGUCAAGUGAUGGAAGGAUUGUUGUGGGUUUUGAUUAAGGUGUAUGUUAGUUUCAUCAGAAACUUAAAACAUAGACUGAUCACUCAGAAAUUAAAGUCCGUUCUACUGUGAAUAUAGCAAUAUAGUACUGGAUACAGUACAGGCGAAACUGAGGACAGCAUUGCUUGUUAAAUCCUGAGUUUCCAUUAAAAAAACACGAAGGCUCCUUUUAAAAAUAAAAUCUGAGGAGUGUAUAAUAAGCAAAUGCUUUGAAUUUCCUUUGCUGUGGAGGUUUCUGGAUCUUGGAUUUUGAGAAAUGAUAGACUAACCAUCACAGUGGAGAAACCCUGCCCUCUAGUGGAAGAAACACUCUCUUCAGCUGUUGAGAGGCAUGAACUGCCCGCCGUCAGCCAUUUUGUGCUGAAUUCUCUCAGUCUUCUGCGACUCAUCUGGCUUUUUAACCUAUCCGGAAUUUUCAAAAUGCAGAUUCUAAAGAAAUGGGAGUGAGAGAAAAUGUUUGGAAAUGAUUGUUAAAUGUUUUAAAACAGAGGCAUCGGCUAUUUCCAACCAAAUUUAGAGUUGAAAUGACCAUUGUGUGUAAUCCUAAAAUGAAAUCUCAGUGAAUGACCUCAAUGGUUAGUCUUAGUGAAAUGUAUGACCAAGUGGCAAUGCCUGUCUCAGAUCAGGUAAUUCUUCCAUUAGGUUGGGUCUGGGGAGGGUCUGAAGCGGAGCUUUUCCCAGCAAACGGGUAAAAAGUGGGAAGCUCUUCUGAAGGGGAGCCUCCUAGCACUGUGAAAGUCAGAAUCGCCUCAGCAUUUCCAUGACGCACAUUAUGCAAACCUCUUUAGCACUAUUUUAAGUUUGAAAAGUUUAAAAGUGGAGGGGAAGGGGGAGAUUUCCACCAAUUGAAUCAUUUGUGCACGUGUAUAGCUCAAAGAGCUUAGACUUCAAAUAUACCUGGUGAAUGAC